This is a messenger RNA of Oreochromis niloticus (Nile tilapia), 3202 nucleotides long. It is a transcript of the gene palmda, whose product is annotated as palmdelphin a. Gene Ontology annotation, cellular component: cytoplasm; membrane. Lineage: Eukaryota; Metazoa; Chordata; Actinopteri; Cichliformes; Cichlidae. Gene Ontology annotation, biological process: regulation of cell shape. The transcript is spliced from 8 exons. The record is from RefSeq and is a predicted model, not a curated record. The coding region runs from base 590 to 2203 and encodes 537 amino acids.
CAAAGACCCACCCACCUGUACCUGUGGGCAGUCUGAGGAGUCCUGCAGGGCAGCUGUGAGAAAAAGACCAUCCUCUGGUCUCUGUGUUGAUCCUGAAGCAGUAUGGAGGAGAGUGACCUGCUCAAGGAGAGGCUCCAGGCCAUCACUGUAAUGCUCCAGUCCACUCUGAGCAGUCACAGAGGAGACACUUGUGUCUAAAGAUAUGUUUGUUCACACUUUCGUUUAGAAGUUUUAGAGCAUGAUGCAGAUGUUACUGAGACGUGUACAGUCUGUACCCUUUUUCUUUUUUACUGUACUCUAAAAUAAAACACAUAACUUAAAAAUUAUUAUUAUUAUUUAAAUAAGUAACAAGAUAACUCUUUGUGGCUUUUGACUCUAAAAAAUGUAAAUUAGUUCUUUUUUCAUUUGUUUAUGACCUUUUUCUGUCCUUUAACUUUCACUUAACUUUGGAACAUUUAAAAAUUAAACCUAAAUGAAACAGAUUACACUAUUCUGAGGAUUAGAUUGGUUUCAAUAGAUAUUUGACUUAUUCUGACAGUGCAUUGUCAAUUGUGUUUUAUAUAUUCACUCAUUCAAGCUUUUGCCUUUGAUGAAACAGCAGAAGCAUCAAAUUCAAGAGGACAUUAAAAAGAAGAAACUGAAACUUGAUCAAGAGAAACUGAAACUGCAGCAUCUGAAGAAAAAGGCUCUGAGAGAGCAGUGGCUGCUGCAAGACUCCCAUAAUGGAGUAGACUGCACACAGCAGCAGAGCUUUCUGUCUGACCGGGAACACACCAGAGCCCUGCAGCUCAGCAUCCACAGGAUUGAAAUGGAGGUGGAGUCUCUGGAGAGAGAAGAGUCUAUGAUUAGCGUUAAUGAGAGUUUUAUCCUCAGUAGACUCAAGGCAGUGGAGAAAAGUCCGGAGGACAUUAUCAAGGAAGCCAAAAACAGCUUUGUUCCUGAACCAUCACACAUAGCCACAGUAAUCCCUGAAUCCUUCACCUCACCAGCCAGUGAACAGUGUGAGCCAAACACACCACGGCAGACUCUGUUUAACAUGCAGAUCAACGUGGCUAAAAAUACUCUGACUGGGGAGAGCUCAGUACUUUCUACGCCAGAUGUUCCUCUGGAGGACUUUCACCAAAACACCGGGCUCAAAGUUUAUGAUGAUGUCCAGAAGUGUGUUUGCGCACUCAACUCUCAACAGGCAUCACGUGACCAGAACGGUGUUUCUGAGCUAUCAGCCAAUGAGGUGGAACAUUUGCUGAGAAGUGCUACAAUGCAUUGUCAAGUAAAGCACCAAAACUGCUGCGAAAGUCCCAGGACAAGGGAGGAGCAAUGGUUUUCCCACUACCGAGAUGACAGGAACAGGGUGGAGGAGCAUGACCUCGGCAAGCAGCCAGGACACUAUGAUGUCGUGCAAAGUCACAAAGCAGACAAAGACUUUAGCUGCAAUGAAAACAGCCAAAGAAAACCACACAGUGAGCAUCACUAUAGUAACCAGGACAGCUGUUUUAUCAAAAAUGACGGCAGGAGCCAGCAAAGCAAUCUGACGGAAAGUUGUGUGACGCGCCUGGAUCACUAUCGCCACCAGCAAGAUUGUUACUGUAGUUCAUAUCCAGUGACAAAUUGUCACCGUGUUCAGGAAGGCGGUUCUGCAAGCCACCAGCCCAGUGGCAUUACCAGAAGCAGCAGCAGGACUGAACCAUCCGGGUGCUGCGUACCUCUUAGAACACAUGACCAGGAAACACUAACACACACACAGUUCAGCUACACUCCCUGUUAUAUUCCUGCUAUUGAUUAUAUCAGUGAGGAAGAACAGUACCGCCCACCAUCGUACCAGCCGAACAGACAAACUGGGAACAGACACAGAGUACCUUUCCCCCUUACUGGAGAUGACCCCCCUUACACAAUCCUUAGCAUCCUGGACACUGCUGAGCCAAUCACAGCCAUAUUCAUGGGUUUUCAGUCAGCGUUGGAUGAGAGCUGGCAGGCUCGGGAGUUUGAAGGUUCCCUCAAGGCUGAGCUGGUCUUUGUUGAGGACGAUGAAGACUAUGAUGACAGCAACAUGAAGAAGAGCCACGGGCACAUUCCAAAGCCAAGUCCAAGCAAUGGAGCUGCUGCACACAUGCAGGGACUUGGAGAUGGACACAGAGAGAGAGCAGUGGGACCAGGCAUCAGAAAGAUCUGGAAAAAACAACAACCGUGCUGUAGUGUCUGCUAACUGAAAGCCUCCUUUUUUUUACAUGGUGCUGCCUAAAAUGACCAAUUCUCCUCGAGCCCUUAGUGACCGACUGCUUUUAUGAAAGAGAAGAUGUGAAAUCAUCUCCAGCUAAUAAAAAUAGUAUGUGACACUGUAAUUAAAGAGCCCUGUUUAAUUUGGUCAGUCUUUAUAACUUGUUCCCCACCAGGCCAAGCUGUCAACGUAUCACAUACUGCUGUGUGUCUGCUGUAAGUGGACUGUUUUUAUAUAGCGCUUUUCUACUUUGCUUGUACUUCACCAAAUCACACACAAUCAUACUAGCACUGUUUUCAAUGUCUAAGUACUUUUCUGUCUGACAUUCACACUUCAGUGAAUGCAUCAGAAAGCAACUGGGAGUUCAGUAUCUUGCCCCAGGAUACUUGGGGCUACAGAUUAUCUGUACCAUGCUACAGAUUAAUGUAAAAUGUAAGAUGACUUGAAAAGUCAAGAUAAAUCCACAAAUCUGUCAUGCAUGGAGAAUAAAGACAAACCAAAAUAAAUUACUUUGAACAGGAUUAAAUCCAAGUGACACACAUGUUCUUACUGCACGUGUGCUAGCAGUGAUUUAACAUGUGUGCUCCUAGCUCCCAGUAUCUCAAAGCCCAGUCAGUUAGCUCUAACCUCUCAGAAUAGCAACUCAAAACUGGACUGUUUUAACAUUUACUCACGAAUGCUACCAAACAGUUGUUCACAUUUAUAUUAGUUUAGUUUUACUCCCGUCAUUGUUACACUGCAGAGCUGCUGGUUGUGACAAAGAACAGCAGAGCAACACCAGCAUGAUGAUGAUUGGACUGUAAAAUGCUUCACUUUUACUGAUUCAAAGCACUCAAAUAAGCCCAGUACUGAUCGUUAGGAUUAGGUUUGGACAGCAUAUUAGCCUGAAUAACUUUGUAGGUUUAUACAUGUUUUUGUUUGUUUUAUUGUUCCCAAAAGUCUAUGAUUUUAACACGACAGUAAUAAAUUAACCAAAAUUAUACAUUU